This is a messenger RNA of Physella acuta, 2019 nucleotides long. RefSeq names its product tyrosine 3-monooxygenase-like. Gene Ontology annotation, cellular component: axon; cytoplasm; perikaryon. Lineage: Eukaryota; Metazoa; Mollusca; Gastropoda; Physidae. Gene Ontology annotation, molecular function: tyrosine 3-monooxygenase activity; iron ion binding. Gene Ontology annotation, biological process: aromatic amino acid metabolic process. The record is from RefSeq and is a predicted model, not a curated record.
AUUCCAUAUAGACCCCCGAGUAGACGGGAGCGAUUCCAUACAGACGACUAUUAAUUACUUCAUGAAAAACAUUUUUAACACCAAGUGUAAGGUUGCUGUUGUUAUGGAUUUUAUGUACGUUGUGUGCACGUGAGGUUUCGGUGCAAGAAGUAUCAGCGGCGUUUUCUGAGUGAGCACAUUCAAAAAUCUAUCAAUAUUAAGUGUUCGUUGAGGUUUGAACUGUGAUUAAAAUCUAACGAGUCAAACCGCAGACGACAAAAUGAAUGCGAGAACUGACGUCAACGAGACCGCGAAAAGGCGGUUCGCCUUCCAGAAAGCUUUCAGUCAAGAGCACGGCGGGUGGCGAAAGAAAAGUCUGAUCGCUGACGCCAAGUUUGAGACCGCGGCCAACAAGGAGUUCAAGAAACAGGAGCGGCGCCUGAGCAAAACAGACUCCAUCGGGGACGAGGAAGGUUUCGCCCCUGGACUUCUACCUGACGCGUUCCCAGACGACUUCGCGGCCUUCAACUUGCUGGUGACGUUACGGGAGGGGACGGUCAGCCUAGCCAAGGUCAUCCGGUGUUUUGAGAAUGGCAAGGUUUUCAUCACUCACAUCGAGUCCCGUAAGUCGCCCUCUGACCUCAAGCAGUACCAGCUCUUCCUGCAGCUGGUCUGUGCACACGACACGUUCGACAACGUCUGCUCGUCUGCCAAACAGAGCCCGCUCAUCCUUGACCUCAAGUUGUUGGAGGAGAAGGAACCCGAGAAAAAAGACGCCUGGUUCCCCAAGCACAUCUCUGAACUGGACCAGUGCACGCACCUGAUCACAAAGUUUGAGCCUGACCUGGACUACACACACCCUGGUUUUGCUGACAAGAACUACCGACUACGUAGAAAAGAGAUCGCCGACAUAGCUUUUGGUUACAGAUACGGGCAGGAGAUCCCGAGAGUAGAGUACACGACAGAAGAAAACGCCACGUGGGCGCACGUGUACCGGAACCUGAAGAACCUGUUCCCCACCCACGCCUGCCAGGAACACAUCAACGUCUUCAGGCUGCUGGAGGCGGAGGGCGGGUUCUGUGAGGAGAAGAUACCACAGCUGGAGGACGUCUCAAACUUUCUUAAACGUAAAACCGGUUUUCAGCUGCGACCGGUUGCCGGCUUGUUGUCGGCACGUGACUUCCUGGCGUCCUUGGCCUUCAGAACUUUCCAGUGUACCCAGUACGUGAGGCACGGAGCCAAGCCUGACCACUCUCCAGAGCCGGACUGCAUACACGAGCUGCUAGGUCACGUGCCGAUGCUGGCUGACCCCAAGUUCGCCCAGUUCGCCCAGGAGCUCGGCCUCGCGUCACUUGGCGUGUCUGACGAGGACAUUGAGAAGUUCGCCACGCUGUUCUGGUUUACCGUGGAGUUCGGCCUGUGCAAACAAAACGGAGAGCUCCGGGCCUACGGGGCUGGGAUGCUCUCGUCCUACGGGGAGCUACAGAACAGCCUGAGUGGGGCGCCGGACGUCCGGCAGUUUGACCCGGCCGUCACAGCCGUGCAGGAGUACACGGACGACGACUUCCAGCCCAUCUUGUUCGUUGUGGACUCCUUCGAUGACAUGAUGAUGAAGAUGAGGCAGUACGCCGCCACCAUUGAGCGCAGGUUUGACCUGCGAUAUGACCCCUACACCCAGUCGGUCAGGAUCCUGGACCACACCACGGCGCUGGCGGCGGUCGCUGAAGGUCUGCAGCAGGAUGUGGACAUGCUGGUCCACGUCAUGGACCGAUUCAACCGACCAGUCUAACUGACCGGUCCAUCAUCGACCCUCCCAACCGACCAGUGUGAGAGAAUGGUCGAAACCUGUGAACUGCUGAAAUUGGUCUUGUGAUGAAGCGUGAAUAGUCUUUAUGUGUGAAUAGUCUCUAUGUGUGAAUAGUCUUUAUCUGUGAAUAGUCUCUAUGUGUGACUAGUAUAGUGUGUGCUAGUGUGUUCUGUGUUAAAAUGAUCGGGAAAGCUUGCCUGUUAUUUAUUUACUAGGCAUGCUGCCCAGCUUUG